UUUUCUUAUCAAAGCUACAGUAAAUCUUACGAAUACCGAAGAGAAUUCUCCUCUGCAGCAUUCGUUUUCACGUGGGCUGAGAGUUGUGUUGUAUGCUGAAUUUUUACCUCGCUAGACAUGACGACAACAUUUUCUAAUCCAUCGCAACUUCUACCGCUAGAAUUGGUGGACAAAUGUAUUGGUUCAAGGAUACACAUAAUCAUGAAGAAUGAUAAAGAAAUAGUGGGAAUCCUGCUCGGAUUCGACGACUACGUCAAUAUGGUGCUGGAAGACGUAACAGAAUUUGAAAGCACACCUGAGGGACGUAGAGUGACCAAACUUGAUAUUUUGUUAAUAAGCUGUGAGGGAUAGUAUAUCAAGGGUUUAAUAAUUUGUCAAUAAGCUGUGAGGGAUAGUAUAUCAAGGGUUUAAUAAUUUGUCAAUAAGCUGUGAGGCCAGUAUAUAGCAAGGUUUAACUGUUUUGUCAAUAAGCAGUGAGGGGCAGUAUAUAUCAAGGUUUAACUGUUUUGUCAAUAAGCAGUGAGGGGCAGUAUAUAUCAAGGUUUAACUGUUUUGUCAAUAAGCAGUGAGGGGCAGUAUAUAGCAAGGUUUAACUUUUUUGUCAAUAAGCAGUGAGGGGCAGUAUAUAGCAAGGUUUAACUGUUUUGUCAAUAAGCAGUGAGGGGCAGUAUAUAGCAAGGUUUAACUGUUUUGUCAAUAAGCAGUGAGGGGCAGUAUAUAGCAAGGUUUAACUGUUUUGUCUUGUCUCUGCAGUGAAAGCACACCUGAGGGACGUAGAGUGACCAAACUUGAUAUUUUGUUAAUAAGCUGUGAGGGAUAGUAUAUCAAGGGUUUAAUAAUUUGUCAAUAAGCUGUGAGGGAUAGUAUAUCAAGGGUUUAAUAAUUUGUCAAUAAGCUGUGAGGCCAGUAUAUAGCAAGGUUUAACUGUUUUGUCAAUAAGCAGUGAGGGGCAGUAUAUAUCAAGGUUUUAACUGUUUUGUCAAUAAGCAGUGAGGGGCAGUAUAUAGCAAGGUUUAACUGUUUUGUCAAUAAGCAGUGAGGGGCAGUAUAUAGCAAGGUUUAACUGUUUUGUCAAUAAGCAGUGAGGGGCAGUAUAUAUCAAGGUUUAACUGUUUUGUCAAUAAGCAGUGAGGGGCAGUAUAUAGCAAGGUUUAACUUUUUUGUCAAUAAGCAGUGAGGGGCAGUAUAUAGCAAGGUUUAACUGUUUUGUCAAUAAGCAGUGAGGGGCAGUAUAUAGCAAGGUUUAACUGUUUUGUCAAUAAGCAGUGAGGGGCAGUAUAUAGCAAGGUUUAACUGUUUUGUCUUGUCUCUGCAGUGAAAGCACACCUGAGGGACGUAGAGUGACCAAACUUGAUAUUUUGUUAAUAAGCUGUGAGGGAUAGUAUAUCAAGGGUUUAAUAAUUUGUCAAUAAGCUGUGAGGGAUAGUAUAUCAAGGGUUUAAUAAUUUGUCAAUAAGCUGUGAGGCCAGUAUAUAGCAAGGUUUAACUGUUUUGUCAAUAAGCAGUGAGGGGCAGUAUAUAUCAAGGUUUUAACUGUUUUGUCAAUAAGCAGUGAGGGGCAGUAUAUAGCAAGGUUUAACUGUUUUGUCAAUAAGCAGUGAGGGGCAGUAUAUAGCAAGGUUUAACUGUUUUGUCAAUAAGCAGUGAGGGGCAGUAUAUAUCAAGGUUUAACUGUUUUGUCAAUAAGCAGUGAGGGGCAGUAUAUAGCAAGGUUUAACUUUUUUGUCAAUAAGCAGUGAGGGGCAGUAUAUAGCAAGGUUUAACUGUUUUGUCAAUAAGCAGUGAGGGGCAGUAUAUAGCAAGGUUUAACUGUUUUGUCAAUAAGCAGUGAGGGGCAGUAUAUAUCAAGGGUUUAAUAAUUUGUCAAUAAGCUGUGAGGGGCAGUGU
This is a messenger RNA of Pecten maximus, 1887 nucleotides long. RefSeq names its product U6 snRNA-associated Sm-like protein LSm5. The record is from RefSeq and is a predicted model, not a curated record. The transcript has 4 exons. Gene Ontology annotation, cellular component: Lsm1-7-Pat1 complex; U4/U6 x U5 tri-snRNP complex; U6 snRNP. Gene Ontology annotation, biological process: mRNA splicing, via spliceosome. Lineage: Eukaryota; Metazoa; Mollusca; Bivalvia; Pectinida; Pectinidae. Gene Ontology annotation, molecular function: RNA binding. The coding region runs from base 118 to 351 and encodes 77 amino acids.